This is a messenger RNA of Prorocentrum cordatum, 309 nucleotides long. Lineage: Eukaryota; Dinophyceae; Prorocentrales; Prorocentraceae. The record is from the annotation of a GenBank genome assembly.
AUGUGGGAGAAGUACGGCUUCGAGAACCAGUCGGCCGACGCCGAGGAGACCGGACGUGAUGCAGCGGCUGGAGGCGCCGAGCGCCUAGGCCGCGCGCCCUCGGGCAGCAGAGGCAGCGACAGCGCAGGGCGGCGCUGCGCUGAGCGGCCCUGCCUGCGGCGGCUCCGCCUGCGGGCGCGCGCGCCUCGGCGCGGCCUCCGCGUCGCCUCGGGGAGGGGGACGCGUGGGCUUCGAGCAGAUGGGGCCACCCCCGUGGGCCACCAAGGUUGUAUUGGCGAGCUCGUGCCUCCAGCCUGCCUCGGGCACUGA